Prorocentrum cordatum is the source of this 1659-nucleotide messenger RNA. NCBI's taxonomy places the organism in Eukaryota, Dinophyceae, Prorocentrales, Prorocentraceae. The record is from the annotation of a GenBank genome assembly.
AUGCAGCGCUCGCUCGCGGCCGCGGCCGCGUGGUCCGCCCUCGUGGCCGGGGCCGCGGCGCUGGCGCGCCACGAGCUGGCCCCGAGGGCGGGCCACGAGCUUGCGCCCGCGGCGGACGUCGAGCUGGCCACCGCGGCGGGCAUCGACCUGGGCCCGGCGGCGGAGGCGCGCGCCGCGGAGCUGGAGCUCGGCGAGGAGCCGCCUUGGGGGCGGGUCACCCCGCAGCACUCCCACUCGGUGCUCAAGGGGCUCGUGGCCGAGGACGGGGUGGAUGAGCUCAAGAGGGCGGAGCUGCUCGACGGCCAGCUCGACCCGGCGGCGCUGGUGAUCGAGGACGCGGCGCCGCAGCCGCGGGCGGAACUGCGCCUGCCGGCGCCCCCGGGGCAGGUGGGCGUGUGCGCCGGCACGGCGGUCUACGAUGGGCCCAGCAUGGGCUGGGAGGACUGCCGCACGAGGUGCCUCGGCCACGAGCACUGCAGGUUCUGGAGCUUCUGGCCCGACUCGGCGCAGCAGCGGUGCAAGCUCACCCUGGACUGCAGCCGGCGCGAGCGUGAUGGCCACCGCAGCGUCAGCGCAUACAGGAGGGCGCUGGACGCGGCGGGCGAGGAAGAGAGCAGGCAGCAGGCUGCCUGGGACAAUGGGGAGACGCCGCUCGACCCAGAACCGCAGGAGGCGGCCCCUCAGCCACAGGAGGCGGCCACGCCGCGCGCCGCACCGGUGGCCGACCAGAUGACCUGCUCGCCGCAGGGCUCGGCCCGCAAGUUCGCCGUGUCGCCGCAGAGCGGGUGGCACAACCUCGGCAAGGCGCGCUCGUACGCCAGCUGCGCGAACACCUCGCUGUCGAUGGGCUACGGGAACGUCGUCUGGAACGCCGGCUCGAGCGCCAAGGGCCGCUGCUACGGCUUCUCCAGCGACAUGCCCGACGUCCUCGAGCGCAACUGCGAGGAGACCUACUGCUGGCUCUUCGGCACCGCGUCGCCGGCGUGCAAGGACCAGAGCCUCAUGGCCGGGACCGCCGAUGCAGAGGACGACAAGCUUUUUGGGGCUGGUCCCCAGGCAGCGACGGAGAGCACGAAGGUGAAGGACCCCGUCGACCAUGACAUCGAGGAAAUGAUGGAGAGCGUACAGACGCAGACUGCCAGUCCCGAGCCGCAGGAGCGCCGGCGGGCGAGAAGCCCAAGGGAGCCCUGCAGAAGAUCCGGGACCUCUUCCACGUCCGGUGAGGGCCCGUCCGCAGAGGGCCUCGCCGCCCCGACGGCCAUAGGGGGGUCGAGCGAGACCGCUCGCUCCCCGCGCCCUGCGGCCUCCCCCCCCCCCCCGGCCUCCUCCUCGCCAUCGGCUCGGGCCUCGCCCCUCUCGGGGGAGGGGGGGUCGGGUUCCUCCCUGCGUGCUCCCCGCGGGGAAGAUGGGGCCCGGAUCUGCGGCGGUCUCUGUUUCUCCCAGCCCUCCUGCGCUGGGUGCCCGUUUUGGACAGAGCGCUGUGGUCCCCACUUCUCCUCCUCCCCCGGCCCCCCCCCCCCCCUGCCUCCUGCCUCCUGCCUCCUACUUCACCUGCCUCCUGCCUCCUCUCUCUCUUCUCUUCUUCCUCCCUUCUCUCCUCAAUCCUGCAUGCGGGGCCUGGCCACUUUCGUGCGGGGUCGCGACGAGAAAUGCAAUUGA